This is a messenger RNA of Megalobrama amblycephala (Wuchang bream), 1717 nucleotides long. RefSeq lists its product as uncharacterized. Gene Ontology annotation, molecular function: protein binding. The transcript is spliced from 8 exons. NCBI's taxonomy places the organism in Eukaryota, Metazoa, Chordata, Actinopteri, Cypriniformes, Xenocyprididae. The coding region runs from base 5 to 1717 and encodes 570 amino acids. The record is from RefSeq and is a predicted model, not a curated record.
UGACAUGGGCCCAUCCACCAUACUGAACUACAUCAAGAACAUGAUCCGGUUCGUUCAGUAUCUGAAGACCCACCUCAACUUGGUUGCAGCAGAUGCUGACUUCUACAGGAAGUGCCAAGCAUACAUCGACCUCCUCACUUCCCUCAGAAAGCCAGUUUCCAAGUCGAACAGCAAGGUCACUUGUAAAAUCAGGUAUGAACGGUUCCUUGAGGGUGAGAAGAGCCUUCAGGAGUGCCAGGCAGUCCUCCGGAAGGCCCAUAAAGACAUGCUGUCCGUUUAUGGGAGGAUGCUGGAAGGUGACCAUGUGGCUUCAGAGGAAAAGACCAUGUUCCGUUACUACUGUGAAGCAAUCCUGAUCCUCGCUCACUUCCAGAGACCAGGAGCGGUGGAGGGAUUAACUACAACAGAGUGGGAUGAGAGAAAAAAUCAUAGGGGAAAGGUGUGUGUGGCUGUCAGCGAACAGACUGCAGCAAUGCAGAUCGCCGUGUUUGCCCUAUCAAUGGAGGAGGCAGCAAUGCUGGACGCAUACUACACCUGGAUCCGCCCUGACUGCAUCCGGCCGGAUGUAGAACAUGGAAACAGGUUGUUUGUUUCAUCCUCGGGCACGAAGAUCAGGAGUGCGACCAAUGACCUCGCUCGUCUGCACGCACACUACAAACUGCCCAACAUCAAAAGCCAGCAGGUACGCAGGACCGUGGAGACAGAUGCGGCUGCAAACUUCACAGAGGAGCAGAAGGCGUCUGUUGCACACUACAUGGCCCAUUCGACGGCGGUGGCGAACCAACACUACCGCAUGAAGACCCUGGACUCUGUGGUAGUGACCUCAAACCUGCUCACCUCCAUGAAUCGCUACUCUUCUGACGACUCUGGUGAAGAGUGCACCCAGGCAGAGAAGAGAAGGCGAGUGCAAGAGGAAGAGGUUAGCAGCCCAACACCCGACUUUGACGAUUUCCUAAAGGCCUUCCCUGUAGAAAUCUCUGGCCAGCCACCCAACAAAACCCAGAGAGCAAAAGCUGGGUUCCCCACUGACAGAGUCUUCUAUGACAAGUGGAGAGCUCUGCAGUACAGCAAGCGGGAGCAACAUCUUUUAUCAAAAUGCUCAAGAUGUGCCCCAACUGCAGCAAAGGUGGCUAAAGUCAUAGAGGCAGAGGGCUGGACGGCCAAUCAUCCCCGGCCAGAGGACGUCAUUGUGAAGUGGAGGCCGCUCAGCAGAGCACAGGCACAGAGUGACCCAGCCAUCAUCAGGGCGGUGACCAGUCAGAAAUGGCGGGGUCUGGCUGUGAAGGAUUUCGGGGGCAGAAAGGUAAAAAGAGUUGUUGCAACCAAGGCCUUCGGGAAGGGCUCCAUCCUGUGUGAUUUCCACGGAAAGGUGAUCACAGGUGCUGAGGGCAGGGAGAUGGCAGAGAUGCAGGAUGAGCUGGGCCGCCUGUUUUUCUUCAAACACGGCAGCGAGGAAGUCUGCAUCGAUGCGGAGACCUUCCCCUGUGAGUGCCACCCGUCUCUGGAAACCCCAGGGAGAUGGAUUACGCACUCCAAGAAGAAGUUCAACGUGCAGCCACGCCUCUGCACAGUGAAGCUGCAAGAAGGAGACAGGGACGUCAUGCUCUUUCAGGCCACAAAGGACAUUUGCAAAGAUGACCAGAUCCGCUUCGACCACAGCAUUAAGAAGAGGUGUUUUCGUGGGGAGGAAGAGGAGCUGGAGUGGCUGGAUGACUGA